Messenger RNA from Rattus norvegicus (Norway rat), 1967 nucleotides. NCBI's taxonomy places the organism in Eukaryota, Metazoa, Chordata, Mammalia, Rodentia, Muridae. The record is from RefSeq and is a predicted model, not a curated record.
ACUUUGUCUUUGUUUGUUUUUUUUUCUUUUUCUUUUGUUUGUUUCUUUUAGGUACCACAAGUGUAAUUUUAGCUCCUAUAUUGCUCCAUCUUUUUCAUUAUUUGAUUCCAUUUUUGUUAUUUUUAGGUAGCAUUAGUACUGAUAAAAUGCCUACAGAGACUGAGGAGGAGUUACCAACCCCUACACCCGAGCCCAGUAUCUCUGAGGAGGGCAACUUCCAUUCCCAAUACCAAGUAUUGGGGACAAUUGGGCAAGGGGGCAACGCCAAAGUCCUCCUGGCCCACCACCGGCUCACAGGAACCCCGGUGGCUGUCAAAGUUCUGCGAAAGGACAAGCAGUGGUUCCAGCCAGCCAUGAAGGAAGCAAACAUAAUGAGAAAGAUCAACCACCCCAACAUAGUGUCUCUCAUACAAGUUAUUGAAAAGGAAACGAGAAUAUACCUCAUAAUGGAGCUGGUGGAAGGCCAAGAACUCUACCAGUACAUCAGAGAGUCAGGGCACAUAGAGGAGGAUGAGGCCCGGCAAAUAUUUGAACAGAUAUUGUCAGCAGUGAGCUACUGCCAUGGAAAGGGGAUUGUUCACCGAGACCUCAAACUGGACAAUAUAAUGAUUGAUAAAAACAAAAAGGUCAAAGUCAUCGACUUUGGGCUUAGCACCCAAUUUCAACCUGGAAAAAUGCUAAACCACCACUGCGGCACGUACUCCUUUGGUUCCCCUGAACUCCUCCUUGGCCAUCGGUAUGACGGGCCGAAGAAUGAUAUGUGGAUUAUAGGAGUGGUCUUGUACUGUAUGGUAGUGGGAAAGCUCCCAUUUGAUUCAGUGAUCAUCCAAGAACUGCAAAGACAAGUAGUGGCAGGGGUAUAUCCUGCUCCCUGUGGGGUUUCAAAAGAACUGGAGGACCUCCUUAGUAAAUUACUGAGGGUAAAUCCCAACUUUAGACCAACAGCAAGAAAGGCGAUGAAACACCCUUGGUUCAAAGAACACUGGAACGGAUUGAUAGGUCCCUAUGAAGAACUGCUUACCCUCACACCAGACCCGGCCAUUUUGGAUGCCAUGAAAAGCAUUGGAUUCCAAGCCUCUGUAGUAAAACACUCUUUAAAACAAAGAAAAUAUAAUGAGGAAAUGGCAACUUAUUUCUUUCUACAAAAGCAGGCUCUCCAGGGGGAUGGCUGCACAACCCAGGCACAGCAAGUGAGUCCCGUUGCAGCCCCAUUCCCUAGCCUUGAUCCUGCUGCUGCUUUUAGAUUAGAACCAAAGAGGAGUGGAAGCCUGCCAGUCCUUGGCACCUUGCGGGUGUCAUCCUCCCAUGGUCACGUAUCUCACUAUGGCCAGAAUGCUCAUCAAAAAGGAGGCAAAAGAUACACUGUGGCUGGUCGUCUCAGGCCUCUACCGAUGACACCUACACAGGACCACUAUCACAAAUGUGCCGUGAGUGUCCCAUGCAUUCAAACAACAAGCAUCUUCAGUGAGAAGAGUAGCAAAAAGGAAAUCAAAGAAGACAACCCACUCUCCCACAGAGCCCCAUUUGAGGAUAAGCCCAUCCCCAGCAGGGUCCGGCACAGAAGUUUUAAGGGGUGGACCAGGAAUAUAGCAAAUGCCCUGAUAAAGCUGUGUUGCUGCAUGCCAAGGAGAAAGAAACCUCGCCUGGGGCAGAACAGAAUCUCCCCCCAGAAAUGAGCCACAGGCAGAGUCCAGAGAACAAGCAGCAGGCAUAGCCCACGUAACUUUGUGCUUUGUCCUUUUCAGUUUGCUCUAUGCUGGUCCUUCCUCUUGUCUUUGGUUUCCAUUUUCCCCACAAUUCUUACCUUGUAUCUGCUCUAAGUUCUUUAUGAGGUUUCCCCAACACCAAGCCUUCUCACUCUUCUUGAUUUCUCCUCUUCCCAGCAGGGACCCAAUAGGAUUGAUGAGUUCCACACUCUACAGAGUUUUCUAGUUGGCCCAUCCCUUCAGAUGGACUCCAGCUCCCCU